ACAUACAUACUACAGUACUACACGUCCUCUACAAUUACCAAAAUCUUCUCCUCCACACCUUCUUCCACACUACAAUCACAAUUUAUUCACAAUGGCAUAAACGUCAUUUCACUCCCUCUCCAAAUUCCAAAACCAAAAAAAAAAAACUCUCAUGAUCCAUCAUUAAUCCUUGAAAACAAUUUCACUUUUAUUUCCCCACACACACAGAGAUACAUAUUUAACAUUUUCUCUCUCCUCCAUCAUGGCCUCAUCGGCUCUCCGCCUCCGCCGAAUCGGCGCCAUAGCCGCUGCCGCCGCCGCAGCAACAACCACAUUUACAGUGACUAUUUCCUCAAACGACAACAGGAGUGUGGACCCCUCAAUCCAGACAAAGAUCGCCACCUCAAAUGGCGUGGUCCCCCCUAGGCGGGCCCACAUCUCUUCUCUUGUGGGGUCCACCCCCGACAAACCCCUUGAUAUUCUCGUGGUCGGUGGUGGUGCCACUGGGUGUGGCGUCGCACUCGAUGCCGUCACCAGAGGCCUCCGUGUUGGCCUUGUUGAAAGGGAGGAUUUCGCCUCUGGAACUUCUUCCAGGUCUACUAAGUUAAUUCAUGGAGGAGUACGCUACCUUGAGAAAGCUGUGUUCAAUGUUGAUUAUGGGCAACUAAAGCUUGUUUUCCAUGCACUCAAGGAACGUAAACAGGUGAUUGAUAAUGCUCCACAUCUGUGCCACUCUUUGCCUUGCAUGACCCCGUGUUUUGGCUGGUUUGAAGUGGUGUACUACUGGGCAGGCUUGAAACUAUAUGAUCUGGUAGCAGGGGCAAGGUUGCUACAUAUGUCGAGGUAUUACUCAGCGCAAGAGUCUAUUGAACUCUUCCCCACGCUUAAAAGAAUGGGAGAUGAUAAAAGUUUAAAGGGAACUGUAGUUUAUUAUGAUGGGCAAAUGAAUGACUCGAGACUGAAUGUUGGCUUGGCGUGCACAGCGUCAUUAGCUGGUGCCUCUGUUCUUAAUUAUGCUGAAGUUGUUUCCUUACUCAAGGAUGACGUUGAUGGGAGGAUAAUUGGUGCACGGAUUCGUGACAAUAUCUCUGGUGAAGAGUUUGAUACAUAUGCUAAAGUUGUGAUAAAUGCUGCUGGACCUUUUUGUGAUUUUAUCCGAAAACUGGUUGAUAAGGCUGCUCCUCCAAUGAUUUCUCCUAGCAGCGGUGUACAUAUUGUUCUCCCUGACUAUUAUUCUCCAGAAGGGAUGGGGUUAAUUGUUCCCAAAACUAAGGAUGGCCGUGUUGUUUUUAUGCUUCCAUGGCUGGGAAGGACAUUAGCAGGGACCACGGAUUCUAAUACCAUCCUUACGAUGUUGCCAGAACCACAUGAGGAUGAGAUUCAAUUUAUCUUGGACGCUCUCUCUGAUUACCUCUGUAUCAAGGUACGUCGAACAGAUGUUCUCUCUGCAUGGAGUGGCAUUCGCCCAUUGGCAAUGGAUCCAAGAGCGAAAAACACAGAAAGCAUAUCUCGUGAUCAUGUUGUUUGUGAAGAUUUCCCUGGCUUGGUAACUAUUACUGGUGGAAAAUGGACCACCUAUAGAAGCAUGGCUGAGGAUGCUGUUGAUGCUGCAAUUAAAUCUGGAAAGCUUAGUCCAGCUAAUGAAUGCAUAACACACAACUUGAUACUUACGGGUGGCUCUGGUUGGGAUCCCUCCAAUUUUACUGUUAUUGCUCAACAGUAUGUUCGGAUGAAGCAGACACGUGAUGGAAGAGUCGUUCCUGGUGUCAUGGACACUGCUGUAGCAAAGCAUUUAUCGCAAGCAUAUGGUACAUUGGCUGAGCGGGUGGCUUCAAUAUCUCAGAAUGAAGGUUUGGGCAAGCGUCUCGCACAUGGAUACCCUUUCCUUGAAGCGGAAGUAGCAUACUGUGCUCGAUACGAGUAUUGUGAGUCUGCAACUGAUUUUAUUGCACGUAGAUGCCGGCUUGCUUUUCUAGAUACUGAUGCGGCUCAUCAGGCUCUGCCUCGUGUCAUUGAGAUACUAACGGCGGAGCAUAAAUGGGAUACAUCUAGAAAGAAUUACGAGUUUAAGAAGGCUAAGGAAUUCCUGGAGACCUUCAAAUCAUCCAAGAAUGCUCAGUUUCAUGACGGUAAACACAAAUAGUAUAUGUGUCUAUUAUAUUCAAUCUACUCCUGGGAUUAAGGAGUGUUCAACAAUUCUAACUACUGGCAAAUUUCUUGGGGUUGCCCUGCAUCUCUUCGUCGAAAAGGGUUGCUAUUCAAGUCUUUUCCAUUGGACCAGAAGUCGACCCAUUUUUACAAAUAAAUGAGUCACCAGGUCACAUACUAUACUACAUGGUACACAGGAUCUCUCUAAACUACACAUAUAAAGUUUGUAUAUGCAUUUUUCAAUUGUCAGUCAUAUUUUACAUGCAUCUUCAUGAGAUUAGGUGACCUGAUAGAUUUUUUUGAAUCAUUUUUUUAAUGUCCGAGAGCUCAUAUGUAGGCUGCUCUUCGAAUCCAUCUUUUUUCAUGUAGCUUUGAAUGUCAUAAGAUACUCCCACGUAGCUUGAGUGCUGGAGGAAAUGUAGGCGGAAGAUAUCUAUUGUAAUCAUUUAUUUGUAAAGCCAUGUUUACUCCUUAAUUAUGAUUAUUUUCCGCAAA
Molecule: messenger RNA, 2622 nt
Organism: Beta vulgaris subsp. vulgaris (sugar beet)
Lineage: Eukaryota; Viridiplantae; Streptophyta; Magnoliopsida; Caryophyllales; Amaranthaceae
Product: glycerol-3-phosphate dehydrogenase SDP6, mitochondrial
Exons: 6
Coding region: 242-2122 (626 amino acids)
Biological process (GO): glycerol-3-phosphate metabolic process
Cellular component (GO): mitochondrion; glycerol-3-phosphate dehydrogenase (FAD) complex
Molecular function (GO): glycerol-3-phosphate dehydrogenase (quinone) activity
Source: RefSeq, a predicted model, not a curated record